Neolamprologus brichardi is the source of this 1579-nucleotide messenger RNA. It is a transcript of the gene atp1b1a, whose product is annotated as ATPase Na+/K+ transporting subunit beta 1a. Gene Ontology annotation, biological process: potassium ion import across plasma membrane; intracellular sodium ion homeostasis; sodium ion export across plasma membrane. The record is from RefSeq and is a predicted model, not a curated record. Gene Ontology annotation, molecular function: ATPase activator activity. NCBI's taxonomy places the organism in Eukaryota, Metazoa, Chordata, Actinopteri, Cichliformes, Cichlidae. Gene Ontology annotation, cellular component: sodium:potassium-exchanging ATPase complex.
UAGUGCGCGGUACAAGUGGGAGCGACUCGCAAUCGACUGUCCUUUUCUGUUUCCUGCGAGGGACAGUCGACAGUCUCAGCCUGAGAACUGAGACGCAGCAGAGCCGUUAAAGCAGAAAAAAAGCGACACGGGGGGGAGUUACCAUGUCUGGAAAUAAAGACAGCGACGGAGGAUGGAAGAAAUUUGUGUGGAAUUCGGAAAAGAAGGAGUUUCUAGGGCGCACGGGAGGCAGCUGGUUUAAAAUCCUCUUGUUCUAUCUGAUUUUCUACGGAUGCUUGGCUGGAAUUUUCGUUGGGACCAUUCAGGCAUUGCUGCUAACGUUAAGCAAAGACAAACCCACCUAUCAGGACAGAGUUGCUCCCCCAGGUCUGUCACACACCCCACGCUCAGACAAAUCUGAAAUUUCUUUUAAGAAGAGUGAUCCGAGUUCAUACAGCAAGUAUGUCCAAAGCAUGAACGAAUUCCUUGAGAUGUACAAUGAGACAAAGCAGAAUCGGGACUUCUACGAGGAAUGUGGAACGCUUCCUGACACGUACAAAGAUCGAAGUAUGGAAGAAAAGAAGAAAGUCUGCAAGUUUUCUAGGUCUUUGCUGAAAAACUGCUCAGGCACAGACCCUGAUUAUGGCUUCAUGGAGGGGAACCCAUGUGUUAUCAUAAAGCUCAACAGAAUUGUGAACUUCCGACCAAAGGCUCCUUCAAACAACUUAUCACUAGAACUGCCGGUAAAAGUUAGCCCUAACGAGAUCCCCAUUUACUGCAAGCCUAAGAGAGCUGAGGAUGAAGGCCAGAUCGGAGAGAUAAAGUACUAUGGGAUAGGCCAAGGCUUUCCUCUGCAGUACUACCCAUAUUACGGCAAACAGCUGCACCCCGACUACCUGCAGCCCUUGAUGGCCGUUCAGUUCGUCAAUGUGACGGAGGGAAAGGAGAUCCGCAUCGAGUGCAAAGCAUUCGGAGACAACAUCGAUUACAGCGAGAAGGACCGCUACCAGGGACGCUUUGACAUAAAGCUCACCGUGUCGUGACCUGAGCUACAGCGAGCACUCAAUUUGAAAACGAAUACAACUUAGAGAAAACCGUUCAGAUAAAAACCACCACUAGUCUUUGAACAUUCAUAAUAUACAGGACCUACACUUAAUCCGUGUGCUUUACACUAGCUUUUCUGUGUGUUCGUCGAGGGUUAGAAUGUAAAAUACAAAAGUAGCAAUAGCAAAUAUUUAUUCUACUGUACAUGAAAAGAUUCCUUGAGCCAUGGGAAACGUUCAUCCAUUUACUGUAAAACGGCAAUUCCACUACUGACGUGUAGCGAGUUGUUUUCUGUCCCGAAAUACUUCACCCUUACGUGGUUUCUAUAUAUUUUUGGAGUGUCCAGUGCUGUAGUCUAGUCCCAGCUGUAACCUCUUUGUCUUAUGUCCGCUUUAGUGGUCCAAGGUGUGUGCGCGCGCGUGUGUGUGUGUGUGUGCUCGUGUCUAUGUGCUGGCGUUUACAGGAGUGUGUGUGUUCAUGUGCUCUGACUAACUGAAUUACUGGCAUGGUACUCUGAACGUUUAAGGCCCACGUCUGAAUAAAUAACUGCUCUGUG